AUGAGCGGCGGCGGCGGCGGCGCGGCGCCCGGCCCGGGCUCCUCCCCGGCCGCCUGCCGCUUCGCGCACUACUUCGUGCUGUGUGGGAUCGACGCGGACAGCGGGCUGGAGCCGGACGAGCUGGCGGGUGAAAACUUUGACCAAAGUCCUUUGAGAAGAACAUUCAAAUCCAAAGUUCUGGCCCACUAUCCUCAGAACAUAGAGUGGAACCCUUUUGAUCAAGAUGCAGUCAACAUGCUGUGCAUGCCCAAAGGGCUAUCAUUCAGGACACAAACUGACAAUAAAGACCCUCAGUUCCACUCAUUUAUAAUUACCCGGGAAGAUGGUUCUCGCACCUACGGUUUUGUCCUCACUUUUUAUGAAGAAGUUACAAGUAAGCAGAUCUGCACAGCGAUGCAGACACUGUACCAGAUGCACAAUGCGGAGCAUCCCAGUAGCGUGCAUGCUUCCUCCUCCUGCAGCAUGGACUCCCUCGCCAGCAGCUUCGAGGAGGGCGACACAACCUCCCUCCUGAAACUCCAGCGGUACAACUCCUACGACAUCAACAGAGACACCCUGUAUGUUUCCAAAAGCAUUUGCCUCAUCACCCCGCUCCCCUUCAUGCAAGCCUGCAAGAAAUUCCUGCUCCAGCUUUACCAGGCAGUUACCUCCCAGCAGCCACCACCCUUGCCACUUGAGAGCUACAUCCACAAUAUUCUCUAUGAGGUGCCCCUUCCACCUCCGGGGAGGUCACUAAAAUUUUAUGGCGUGUACGAACCUGUCAUCUGCCAGAGACCUGGGCCCAAUGAACUCCCGCUCUCCGAUUACCCUCUGCGAGAGGCCUUUGAGCUCCUGGGACUGGAGAACCUGGUGCAGGUGUUCACCUGUGUUCUUCUGGAGAUGCAGAUCCUUCUCUAUUCACAAGAUUAUCAGCGCCUGAUGACGGUGGCAGAAGGCAUCACCACACUUCUGUUCCCGUUUCAGUGGCAGCACGUGUAUGUGCCCAUUCUCCCUGCGUCUCUCCUGCAUUUCCUUGACGCCCCUGUCCCGUAUCUGAUGGGCCUUCAGUCGAAAGAAGGAACUGACCGUUCUAAACUAGAGCUGCCUCAAGAGGCGAAUUUGUGCUUUGUGGAUAUUGACAACCAUUUUAUAGAGUUGCCUGAAGAAUUUCCACAGUUCCCCAAUAAAGUAGAUUUUAUCCAAGAACUCUCUGAAGUUCUUCUUCAAUUUGGGAUCCCUCCGGAGGGCAGCCUGCAUGGCAGUGAGAGCGCCACCAGACUGAAGAACCUGGUCCUGAAAGACCUGGUCAACGACAAGAAGAACGGCAAUGUCUCCACUAAUAACAUCAGCAUGUACGAGUUCCUGAGGGGCAACGAAACCAUGGCCCGCCUGCAGGCUCUGGCCAAGCGGACCGGCGUGGCUGUGGAGAAGGUGGACCUCUCUUCGCUGGGGGAGAAGGAGAAGGAUUCCAAACUGCAGUGUGAAGACGCAGAGCUGAGGGACUACCAGCUGAACGUGCAGCUCCGGGAGGUCUUCGCCAACCGCUUCACCCAGAUGUUCGCAGAUUAUGAAGCCUUUGUCAUUCAGACUGCCCAGGACAUGGAGUCCUGGCUCACCAACCGGGAGCAGAUGCAGAACUUUGACAAAGCUUCCUUUCUAUGUGACCAACCUGAGCCUUACCUGCCAUUUCUUUCACGCUUUAUUGAAACUCAGAUGUUUGCCACCUUUAUUGAUAAUAAAAUUAUGUCUCAGUGGGAAGAGAAAGAUUCUUUGCUUCGGGUCUUUGACUCUCGGAUCGAGAAGAUAAGACUGUAUAAUGUAAGGGCGCCCACCUUGCGGACAUCCAUGUAUCAGAAAUGCAGCACUUUAAAAGAAGCAGCCCAGUCAAUUGAGCAGAGACUGAUGAAAAUGGAUCACACUGCAAUCCACCCACAUCUGCUUGAUAUGAAAAUUGGUCAAGGCAAAUACGAGCAAGGAUUCUUCCCAAAGUUACAGUCCGACGUCUUGUCCACAGGACCCACCAGUAACAACCGCUGGGUGAGUCGCAGCGCUGCCACGCAGCGCAGGAAGGAACGUCUUCGCCAGCACUCGGAGCACAUCGGGCUGGACAGCGACUUGCGGGAGAAAUAUAUGCAAGAGGCACGAAGUUUAGGAAAAAACAUGAGGCAGCCCAAGCUGUCAGACCUCUCUCCGGCAGUGAUUGCACAGACUAACUGGAAGUUCGUAGAAGGCUUGUUAAAAGAAUGUCGGAUGAAGACAAAACGCAUGUUGGUGGAGAAAAUGGGCCACGAAGCUGUGGAGCUGGGCCACGGAGAAGCAAACCUCACCGGCUUGGAGGAGAACACCCUGAUUGCCAGCCUCUGUGACCUGCUAGAGCGAAUAUGGAGCCACGGCCUGCAGGUCAAGCAGGGGAAGUCAGCUUUGUGGUCGCAUUUAAUUCAGUUUCAGGAUAGAGAAGAGAAACAGGAGCACCUUGCAGAAUCACCAGUUGCCCUGGGACCAGAAAGAAGAAAGUCUGACUCGGGGGUCAUGCUCCCCACACUCAGGGUCUCACUGAUCCAGGACAUGAGGCAUAUUCAGAACAUGAGUGAGAUUAAGACUGACGUUGGCCGGGCUCGGGCGUGGAUAAGGCUGUCUCUAGAGAAGAAGCUCCUGUCACAGCAUCUCAAGCAGUUACUCUCUAACCAGCCCCUCACCAAGAAGCUUUACAAACGUUACGCUUUUCUGCGUUGUGAGGAAGAGCGCGAGCAGUUUCUCUACCAUCUUCUGUCCCUCAAUGCCGUGGACUAUUUCUGCUUUACCAGCGUGUUCACCACUAUCAUGAUCCCUUAUAGGUCUGUGAUCAUCCCCAUCAAAAAGCUGAGCAAUGCCAUCAUCACCUCAAACCCCUGGAUCUGUGUGUCCGGAGAACUGGGGGACACAGGAGUCAUGCAGAUCCCCAAAACUCUUCUGGAGAUGACCUUUGAGUGCCAGAACCUGGGGAAGCUGACCACUGUCCAGAUCGGUCACGACAACUCAGGGCUGUUAGCCAAAUGGCUGGUGGACUGUGUCAUGGUCAGAAAUGAGAUCACAGGACAUACGUACAGAUUCCCCUGUGGGCGGUGGCUGGGGAAAGGCAUUGAUGACGGGAGCCUGGAGAGAAUCCUCAUUGGAGAACUGAUGACGUCGGCCUCUGACGAGGACCUGGUCAAGCAGUGUCGGACUCCACCCCAGCAGAAGUCUCCCACCGCGGCACGGAGACUGAGCAUCACUUCCCUGACGGGAAAACCUGCCAAACCCAGUGCUGGGCAGAUCCAAGAAGGAAUUGGAGAAGCCGUGAACAAUAUCGUGAAACAUUUUCACAAACCUGAAAAAGAGAGAGGAAGCCUCACGGUCCUGCUGUGCGGGGAAAAUGGCCUGGUGGCCGCUCUCGAGCAGGUGUUCCACCAUGGAUUCAAGUCUGCCCGCAUCUUUCACAAGAACGUCUUCAUCUGGGACUUCAUAGAGAAAGCGGUUGCUUACUUUGAAGCCACUGACCAGAUUCUGGACAAUGAAGAUGAUGUGCUUACUCAGAACUCAUCCUGCAGGACCUUCUGCCACUACGUGACCGCCAUCAACACCGCACCCAGGAGCAUCGGGAAGGAUGGCAAAUUCCAGAUUCUCGUUUGCCUUGGAACACGGGACCACCUGCUCCCACAGUGGAUCCCGCUGUUGGCCGAGUGUCCUGCCAUCACCAGGAUGUACGAGGAGAGCGCGCUCCUGCGGGACCGCAUGACCGUCAACUCGCUCAUCCGGAUCCUGCACACCAUUCAGGACUUCAGCAUAGUCCUAGAAGGCUCACUCAUCAAAGGCGUAGAUGUGUAGCCCCGCGGCUGGAAACUGUCCUGACCCCAGCUCCUGAGCCCGCCCCAGCCUCGGGGACCCACCGGAGCUUGUCUGGCUAAGUGAGUCCCUACAAGGGCAGCACACCACACGCCCCAACCUGAACAGUCCUCACUCUGCGGACAAGGCAAAAUGCUGUAUCGUAGUUCACUUGAACCUGAAAUUAGUAUAAAAUAGAGUAUUUUCAUGUGUUAGAUGUGUGUAAAUAUGCUAUCUUCUUUAAGAAAUUAUAUUACUCUACUAAAAUACUUUUCUUAGACUGAAUAUUCCUGUGACUUCAAAUAAGUAGCUUAAAGAUGCUGGGGGUGGGGGGAGGCUUGCUGUGGUCAGGGGGAAGCCACAGAGCUGUGACGGCAGGUGUGCGUUCUCCAGGACUGUGGAGGAGGCAGAGUGCGUCCUGUGUCCCAGCUGUCCAUCCUGGUGUCUGGUGUCUGUCCCUUUGUGCUGUGAGUGUCCACAGCUUUACCUACUGUACCCCAAGUCCUCACUUGUGUCUUUUAAGUUACAGACCGUUUUGUACAUUUGAACUGUCAGUCACUUUUCCAGUCUUUUGGAAAUGUUUUCCAGUUGGCACAAGACUAAGGCAGAACUCCAGUAUUUUAAAUAGUAGCCCCUGGAGCGCGGCUGCUCUGCAGAGAACACAGAAAGCCCUUAGGCCCACUUUGGAAUUGGGAGCCUGGACCAGCCUCAUCCUUGGCGUCGUCAGGCCUGCUCUUGGAGGUGCUCUGGGGAGAUGUGAGUUUGUGUGAGUUGCCCUGAGGUGGCCAUGUCUCCGUGGUGGUCCUGGACCUCUCAGAGAUCACCCUUGCAGGCCCACCCCCCAGCAGUGGGAGGAGGCGGGCUCUAGGAGGAGUAUUUGUUGCCCAUGAUAAUGCAAGUAACAGAAGCAGAGAACAGCCCAUCCUGGGUCCCAGGACAAACUUUGCAUUCCUUUGUGAGACUUGUCCUCACAAGCAGCUGGCCCUGGGGGAGCGGCAGCCACUGACAGUGGAGGCAGGAGGAGCAGGAGUUGAGAGUGGCUUUCCGGUGUGAUAUUUCACAGAGACCUUCAGGAAUUGACACCCUUUGUGUGGGCCCUGUGACUCCUGUCAGGCACUGACUGGUCCCAGGUGUGGACAGAGCCACCCAGAGCCUCCCAGGAUCCUUUUUUUUUUUUUUUUUUUUUUAAAGACUUAUUUAUUUAUUUAUUUACUUGAAAGGCAAAGUGACAGUGACUGGCUCCCCAAAUGCUUGUAACAGCUGAGUCUGGGCCAGGCUGAAGCCAGGAGCCAGGAACUCCACCUGGAUUUCCUCCACGGGUGGAGGAGACUGAAGUGCUUGGUGUUAACAGGAAGCUGCAGUGGAAGCUGUUUGGUCAGGCGCGUAUCAGGCAGACAUGGGAUGCCACCAUCGCAGGCGGGGGCUUCACCCACUGCACCGUAAUGGCUGCCCCUGCCUCCCAGGGCCCUGGCGUAGUCGGAGGCCCAGGGCUCGAGCCAUCUGUGUAACUUACCUUAUUUGCUGAAAGAAGAAACUCACCAAGUCAGUGCCUCCUUCCCUUUGUCAAGCACUGGAGUAGAUUAGGCGGGCAGCACCCCUGUGGCGGCUGCUGGCUGCGCUCAGAUACCUGUGAGGAGGCCUGAAGAGGGCGUGGCCGGCCAGGACAAACCACACAUCUGUUGACUGAAGCGGUGUGGCCCUUCUCUGUUGUGGAGCCAUCCUGAACAUCCAUCCGCUGGGUGGUGAUCAGAGUGAAGGGCUCUGUAAGGUGUGCUUCUGACACAGCUGGGCAGCCAGGGAGACGACCUGGGAGAGUGUUGUGGACCCCAGCCCUGUGGCCCGCCCCAGGUUCCACAGAUGGGAAGGCUUGAGGACCAGAGGGUAAAUUCUUACCCUUACCCCAGCUUGUCAGCGACAACACAGGGAGUAAAAUUCACGGGAUUAGGUCACAGCAGCCUGCAUGAGACCGGCAUUCAGGGCGUUCGCAGUGAUGGUUUCUCUCCUAUUGGCUCUUUCCCAUCUACCUGCACAGGUAGGAGAUGAUGGCUGACGUUCACCCAUGAGGAUUAAUAUUCAUUUUAACAUGCUCCUCUUAAGCUAGAAGGAAUUACAUCUGCUGUGAAAAGCUGGAGCAACGUUGGAUUUGGGGCCUGUGAGUUGAGCUUCUACUCUGAAAAGUAAUAACUUGAGGAAAGGCCCCACCUAGAGUUCCCCCCAGUUUGUGUAGUUCGGUUGCAGCAGCGCGGCGACACGCGCACACGGAAGAACUGGCACCCACUCUGCUGCGCGGGGCCCCCUGGUCACCCUGGAGCCCGUGUGCUGGCUGCCCACAGCCUGUGCCUGAGAACCUUCCCAGUGGCAGUGCAUCCUGAUGUCUCAGAAUCAGUUUAAUAUUUGGAAAUGGCGUGAAGUGCUCAGGAUCCACAGUGAAUGAGUACAGCAGUGUGUAAGCUGCGUUUGGGGCCAUCCAAGCAGUGCGGUGGUAAGUUUUUGUUCUUCCGUGGCUUUUACCUGAGUCAGUAAAGAAAGGUUCUGAGCACGGCGGUAGCAGAAUCCUUAGAAUAAGGAUGAAGCCUUCCAGCUUCAAGCUGACUCUAGGGGGAGGACCAUUCCCUACCUUUAGAAAUAUCCUUUCUGCCAUAUUUGAAAUUAAUGUGUUGCUUUAUAAUUCUAUCUCAAACUUAAGUAAAAGUCAGUUUUAUAAUUGCCUUUUUUUCCUUGCAAAUAAAAUCUGAAGCCUGGGACCACAAUGAGUAUUUCCACAUAAUAAUAGCUUGAGAAGGAACUAUUUUAAAAUUAAGCUGCCAAAAAUACUACACCUGGAAAACUUUGCUUCCCAAGCUUUGUUUGUUUGUUUUUUGUUAAUGUGAAACCCCUGAGCCUUUAUGACACAGUGGCAUUCCUGCAGUGUUGGCGUUUCGUGUGAGGUCCUGUAUCUGUCCUAGCUGGGCCACCUUAAAAGUGAGGGCAGCUUGGUUUGAAGGAGCAGGAAGCGCCCUGUAGGUGGGAGAAAAAGCGUGCUUCAAAAACCGGGAGUAAGGCCACUGCACUCCCGCUCCAGCUCAGAUCUUCACAGAGGGCGCCUGGACUUGUGUAAGUCUGGAUUUCCCUCUAAACUCUCUCUCAGAUGUCCCGCGCAUUCUUGUACCUCGUGUAACCCCGUGGUGUUUGCGCAACGUGACUGAGAAGCCAUAGUGAGCCUCUGUCCCGCGCUGUGAAGGAUGCCGGGAAGCACUGCGCGGCCCCAGUUCCUUUUUUGGCAGCAAAGCUCUGCAGUGUGUGAAUGUAGGUGAAAAGGGAAGCUUAGGACUGCCAGACGCUGGUGUGUCCUGGGAGGGGGGAGCCAGUUAGGAUUUCCAGCAGAUCUUCCUUUAGGGAACUGCAUUUUCUGUGAGGUUUACAGAAGUGUCCCUGUCACUCUGCCGAGGGACGGUCUGCCCUUGAGCUGCGUAUUUCUCAGUAGCAGCACCUUCUCUGGUUGGGAGCAGUCUGAGCCCUGCUCCACUUUUCAUCAAGCAGCUCCUGUUCCCAAGUCCUCUCUCUCUGGAAUCUCUGUUCGUUAAGUGUUUAUUAAAUUCCCACUCAGCAUAAACAGGAGAUGUGGAACAAGUGCAAACUUCUGGGCUCUUCGUUCCUGUUAAAGACACUUCCGAGUCUGUGGAGUCAAGCGGGGUUCCUAGCUUUCUGAAGAGAUAGCUGGUGUGUCCCCAAGAGGACCGGUUAGAGCCGCCGGCCCUCUGAGGGGCCGCGUGAAGACUGGCUUCGGAAAGCCACCGAUGCGCGUGAGAAAAACUCUCCAAGUGUGAUUCUCCUCCUUGAAGGGAACUGGCGUCUCUGGGUUACGCAGGAGGGACACUUUCUUGGUCAGUUGUCUGCGUAGACGCGGGUGUGAACCCAGUCUGUUCUCAGCACGGUGGAGGUGCACAGUGCGUUCCAUUGUCAGUUGUGAGGGUGUGAGCCUUCAGAAGUCCGUGUGACUCUUAAACCAUAUGUAAAUGUUCCCUGUGUGUCUUUUUUUUCUAAAUUACAGUGUGUCUGCAUUUAAAUUAUAUUGUUCUCCUUUGUAUCGUUAACACAUCAGAACUGGAUUUUUUUCCCUCAUCUGAACGUAGUACAAAACUUAAAGAGUAUUGUGAUAUGAAGCACUUUAACAUACAUAUCAGACAAACUGACGUGGGUUUUUCAGGUUUUGGAGUACAUUUAAAUAUGACUUUUCAUGCUUUGUUCUUUACAAAUAAAACUGGGGUUGAUACUU
This is a messenger RNA of Lepus europaeus (European hare), 8074 nucleotides long. It is a transcript of the gene DENND5B, whose product is annotated as DENN domain containing 5B. The record is from RefSeq and is a predicted model, not a curated record. NCBI's taxonomy places the organism in Eukaryota, Metazoa, Chordata, Mammalia, Lagomorpha, Leporidae. Gene Ontology annotation, molecular function: guanyl-nucleotide exchange factor activity; small GTPase binding. The transcript is spliced from 21 exons. The coding region runs from base 1 to 3822 and encodes 1273 amino acids.